UUUUCGUUUAUAUUGUUUCUUGUUCUGAGAUAGAGUCUUUCGAAAAUAACCUUUCUAUUUCAAUUAGAUAGUGGUAUGGAGUGCGUACACUUUACCCUCUUCAGAGAGAUACUACGUUGUGGGAAUACAGUGGGUAUGCUGCUCUUGUUGUUGUUGCUCUGGAGCUUUUCGAGUUUGUAGAAAUAAAUGUUGUGGGAAUACAUUGAGUAUGCUGUUGUUUGCUCCGGAGCUUUUCAAGUUUGUAGAAAUAAAUAAAGCAGUAAAAAUUAGCAAAUUAUAGAUAGUGUGUUCAUGGUUCAAUUUGAGUUGUUCUUUUUGUUACAUUACGAAUAUAAUUAUGUAUUAGCUUUUCCAAAACCUUUCCGUUUACAGUUGCAAUGUAGUGAUAUUUUUAAAAUCUCAACAAAUUAUAGAUAACGUGUUCAUGGCUCAGUUUGAGUUAUUUUUUAAGUUAAAUUACGAAUAUAUAUAUAUUAGCUUUCUAAACCGCUUUCCAUCUAUAGUAGCAAUGUGGUGAUGUUUUUAAAAUCUCACACUUUUUGUCAUGUAGAAUGACCGGCACAUAUUCAAUUUUAUCAUAAUUUAAGUAUCUACUUUUGCAUAUUCAAAAUUGAACAACGCAGGCCAAAUUAAAGAGCACAUUAUAUAUUAUGCCUUUUCCAAUAAUAGAUUGUAGCAAGAAACGUUACUGAAGUGAAGUUUUAAAACUCCUAGCAAUGAGCGAACUUCCCCAAGAACACCAUAACCCCCCCGAACCACCGGAUAAAACUGAUAACCAAAUGGCUAUCGACUCUACUAACAAAGUAUCAUACAAGGAUAUGGUGAAAGGAAACAAUCACACUUCCAUGGAUUACUCCUUCUCUUGCCAGUUAGGCUCACUCUAAGAACCACCAAAAGAUACAAAUGGGAAAAUAAAACUCUCCACGGAAGAUAGGCAAAGGAUCUACGAACCAUGGAGAUUCUCAGUCAUUAUCAAAGCGGUGGGUAGAAAAUUCAACCAUCAAUAUCUUAAGACUAAAUUGACUGAUCUAUGGAAGAUUCAGGAAAGCUUUGCUCUUAUAGAUCUGGGUAAAGAAUUCUUUACAGUGAAGUUUGCUAGUGAAGAAUACCAAAAAAGAGCUCUACAACAAGGUCCCUGGUUCAUUGCAGGUUCCUACCUUUCCGUGUGAAUUUGGGAGUCCAAUUUACUACCAACAAAAUCAAGAAUUCAAAGUACUGCAAUCUGGAUUCGUCUGCCCCAUAUGCCUACGAAAUUCUAUGAAUUGGGAAUUUUGGAACGCAUAGGAAAAAUGCUUGGAACUCUGGUCAAAGUUGACGCAUGCACAUCCUCUACCUUAAGAGGACGUUAUGCACGAGUAUGUGUCCAGAUCCCACUCGAGACGCCAUUGCUAACAUCAAUACUCAUAGGGGACCAUCUCCAACAAAUCCAAUACGAAGGAGAGGGUUUCCUCUGCAAAGUUUGUAGCUGUCUCGGCCAUACAACUAUAGGAUGCAAAAUCAAGCUACCGUUACCAGAAACUCAAAAUGAACAGUCACCGGAGUACCCAAAAGAAUCAGAACAACGCAUACAAGAAUGGCAAACGGUUAUCUUCAAACGAGGGAAAAGUUACAAGACAAACUACACUAGAAAUCACAUAACUAAGGCAGUUCCAGGUAAAUCUUCUAACCCUCACGAUGACCGGACCGGACCCUCAAUGUCCACAUCUAGAAUCAGUGGAGGCAAAGAGGGCAAAGCACCACUUCAGAUGCUUUCUCCAGGUCAGGGUCGGCCUAAUUACCAAGCGGGCCAAAAUGAUAAAUGGGCCAAGAAUAAUUAUCCUCAACAGAAUAACAAAGGAAAAGAUUUGGUUAGCCCAACUCCUAAGCCCACUUUUGAGGCCCAGUCCAAGGGAACCCGAAGUCCCAAUAACCAGCAUAAGGUUUCCUUGACUAAUAUUUCUUUAGGAACUAAAAAGGAUAGUAAUGCUAAUCCCAAUGCUGAGGUCUCAUCACUCACCCAAAAAGUCUCCAAACCUAGAAAUUCGGAACCCUCUUCUUCCUGCAAUACUCCACCAAUGGCUCCUAACCCAACUAAGAAAAUCACUGCUAACAGUCAAAUCGAAGAUAUUGAAAUGACUGAGGAAGGAGACACUCAGGAUACUCCCCUAUUCAUCUUCCUUCUAACACUAAUUACCAACACAACAACCAUAACUCCAUUCCUCUUCUCACGACUUUGGAGAAGAAAAAUAAUGAGGAUUCCAACAAGCCUCCUCAACAACUCCAACCAGAACCUCAUAACAUUCACCACUACUAUUAAACUACCAACCAACAUCUUGGCUGGAGAUGGGCCUACUAGAACAAGUGGUACCUCUCAACUUGACCUGGGAAGGGUUUCACUUCCAAAUCCUCAUUCAGAAUCACCAUUACCUAGCCCAGUUAAUCAUAGACGGGAUAAAUCACGGGCUCAAAUCAUAUGGUCAGAACAUAUGGAUGACAGCCCUUAUGAACCUAACCAAUCAACCAAAUCCAAUCCCUCCAACUCCACACUUGAUGAAUGCAAAAAUAAUUGCCAUGAGUCAGACUCUACCCUUCUUUCCUCCCAAAAUGAGGGAACUGCUGGAACAAGUCCCUCCUUUUGUGAAUGUAUCUGGGGAGGGACAGAUAGCCCUGACACCUCCAGGGCCUCCCCUGAAUCCACCCUUAAACUGGGAAAGGGAAAAAAAGCUGGAAGCACUAAGAGAAGGAAAUAUGGAACUAGAGGGAAUACUGCAAACUCUGAAAGUUCCAAAAAUAAAAGCCAUAACCCUAGAAAGGCCAGUCCAUCUCACAUUCGAAGAGGUAACAGGCAAGAUUUCAAUUCUCCUUAUUCCCAAAGAGAUAAACAAGAUGAACCUAGAGAUAGUUCCCCUAUGUCCAGUGACAGACGCUUAUUACAAGACCAAAAUGUCAUCUCUAUCCAAGAAGAGAAAGAGGCAAAAUUCUGUAAUGGGGAGGGGAAAGGAGAUCCUAAUGGAUAUCCUGGAAUGGGACAUACCAACCAUGACAAUGAUGAAUUGCAUCAUUUGGAACACUAG
This is a messenger RNA of Capsicum annuum, 3053 nucleotides long. RefSeq lists its product as uncharacterized. The record is from RefSeq and is a predicted model, not a curated record. The coding region runs from base 1242 to 3053 and encodes 603 amino acids. NCBI's taxonomy places the organism in Eukaryota, Viridiplantae, Streptophyta, Magnoliopsida, Solanales, Solanaceae. The transcript is spliced from 2 exons.